Molecule: messenger RNA, 622 nt
Organism: Diabrotica balteata
Lineage: Eukaryota; Metazoa; Arthropoda; Insecta; Coleoptera; Chrysomelidae
Source: the annotation of a GenBank genome assembly
AUGAAAAGUAAAGAAACUGAUAAAAAGAUUAUUAAAGUUACUACAUCCUGUACCAUAUGCGAGGAAAAACCUGCUUUAUGUGUAGGUGAAGCGAGUAAUGCGAGUAUCGGUAGCGGGGAGGGCACUGGAGAGGAGGACGACGAUACGAAUGGAAAGAAAAAUCAAAAAAAGAGAGGCAUAUUUCCCAAAGUAGCAACAAAUAUACUCAGAGCGUGGUUAUUUCAACAUUUAACGCAUCCGUACCCUUCGGAGGACCAGAAAAAACAACUAGCGCAGGAUACUGGCCUUACGAUACUACAAGUUAAUAAUUGGUUCAUCAACGCGCGGCGGAGAAUCGUACAACCGAUGAUCGACCAAUCGAAUCGAGCAGGACCAAGCGGUGCUUACAGUCCAGACGGUACGAUGGGCUACAUGAUGGACGGACAGCAAAUGAUGCACCGGCCGCCUGGUGACCCAGCUUUCCACAAUCAGUAUGCGCAUUACCCUGAAUACUAUGGACAUCAUCUGUGAGGUUCUCUCCCUAGUGUCACAACGACAAUGGACAUAGAAAUAUGCAACUCUUAAAUGUGAUUCUUCUUUGUACAAAGUGUAAAUGUAGUGCCCCAGUGUUUGUUAAAAAUAA